Messenger RNA from Oncorhynchus keta (chum salmon), 1942 nucleotides. It is a transcript of the gene pitpnbl, whose product is annotated as phosphatidylinositol transfer protein, beta, like. Gene Ontology annotation, biological process: phospholipid transport. Gene Ontology annotation, cellular component: cytoplasm. The record is from RefSeq and is a predicted model, not a curated record. The coding region runs from base 396 to 1196 and encodes 266 amino acids. Gene Ontology annotation, molecular function: phosphatidylcholine intramembrane carrier activity; phosphatidylcholine binding; phosphatidylinositol binding. Lineage: Eukaryota; Metazoa; Chordata; Actinopteri; Salmoniformes; Salmonidae. The transcript has 10 exons.
GUGAUUUGGUUCGAGGUAACGUAAGCGGUUGGCUAGCUACUACGGUAGCCACCCAGCUUCAGCUAGUAAAGCUAUGUCAAUGUUUGUGUUCGAUAAUACUGGCUGUCUAUUAGACUAGCUAAUGUAACUCGCAAUUGUGGGACAUGCAUAGCUAGAUAUCACUACAAUAUGGCACUCCUUGAGCCGAUAACAGGUUUUCAGAAAUGUUGAAUGAUCGGAGAUAGCUAGCUGACGUUACUUAGUGUAGAAAUAUAGCUAACGUUAUCUAGCCACUGAUUCUAGAUAGCUAACGGGAUAGCGGCUCUACGGAUAGCCAAUUUCGAACCUGUCCUUGGUUCGUAGCAAGCUAGCGGCGAUGCUAACGUGUGGAAUGUAAUCUACUAUAGCACGAGCUGAUGAUACCAUACAAUGCCAAGUGUUGUUGCCCUGUUCAGUUGAAGAGUACCAGGUCGGCCAGCUGUUCUCUGUUGCUGAGGCUAGCAAGAAUAACACUGGAGGAGGAGAGGGUAUUGAAGUGCUUCGAAAUGAACCAUAUGAAAAGGAUGGAGAGAAAGGCCAAUACACGCACAAGAUCUACCACAUACACAGCAAGGUACCCAGUUUCAUCCAGAUGUUUGCUCCAGAGGGAGCCCUUGUCUUCCACGAGAAAGCUUGGAAUGCCUACCCCUAUUGUCGCACCAAAUGAAUACAUGAAGGAUGACUUUUUCAUUAAGAUUGAGACCUGGCACAAACUAGACAUGGGGACCACAGAAAAUCCCCAUGGUCUUUCCCCAGAGGAAUGGGAGGAGGCUGAGGUUGUUCCAAUUGACAUCGCUGACCGAUCACAAGUUGAUGAUGUGGACUAUAAGCCAGAGGAAGACCCAGCCAUCUUCCAUUCUGAGAAAACUGGAAGAGGACCCCUGGGACCAGGAUGGAAGAAAGAGCUCCACAACAGUAACUGUCCCUAUAUGACUGCCUAUAAGCUUGUAACGGUGCAUUUCCGCUGGUGGGGGCUGCAGGGACGAGUGGAGAACUUUAUUCACAAGCAAGAGAAGCGCCUCUUCACUAAUUUCCAUCGGCAGCUCUUCUGCUGGCUAGACCGUUGGGUGAACCUAACCAUGGAUGACAUCCGCCGGAUGGAGGAGGAGACACAGAGAGAGCUGGACCAGAUGCGGAAUGAGGGAUCUGUCAGAGGAAUGAAAGCAGGAGAAGACUAGACAGAGGGAGGGAGAAAUAGAUUGGAUGGAAGAGAGGGAUAUGGGGCUAUGUUUAAUCAACCAUUAUUCGACCUUCAGUCCCCCCAUGGCCAUUCACAGCGUGCCACAUCACCGAGUCCUUCCACACAUGAAACUGUCAUCCCUCAUCCAGGAAGUGUCUAUGUGUACGUGAGAGUGCAUGGUUUCUAUGAGAGAAUGUGUAUGAGUGUGUAUCUUUGUCAUAGUUUUUGUCCUUGCUUUUCCGUUGGCUCUUAACCUCAUUAUUUGCUGGCAAAAUUAAUUGUUUUUUACCGAAAAAUGUUACACGAUAUCAACCUUUUUAUAAUAAGUAUUAUUACGCUCACUGUUUUUUAUUCAUUUUGAACCAUUAGCUCGUGACUAUGCCAGUGAAUCCCAUAAAAAAUCACCCCCGCUAUUAAGUCUGUGGUGCAUUUCUCCUAUUUACACAUGUAUCUAAAUUAUGACGAUAACCAUUCACUUAUUUUAAUUCAAAUGUAUGCUACUUCAAGUCUCAGUGGUAGCUUCAGAUUGAAGAGAACCUGUGAGAGAGUCACCAUUUUAAUGCAGACCUAUGAACGUUUUGAGAUGAUUGAGUGGAUGACAUGUCUUUUAAACUUGAGUGGAACCAGUGGAACCCCUCCCGCCUCUGCCCAGACCACGCUUCCAAAGAGUUGGGUUGGCUAGGGAACUUUUGGAGAGUUGAGUCUGAUUUAAUAAUAAUAAAGACUAAUAUUGACUAUCAUGAA